Molecule: messenger RNA, 2229 nt
Organism: Electrophorus electricus (electric eel)
Lineage: Eukaryota; Metazoa; Chordata; Actinopteri; Gymnotiformes; Gymnotidae
Gene: crppa
Product: CDP-L-ribitol pyrophosphorylase A
Biological process (GO): isoprenoid biosynthetic process; protein O-linked glycosylation via mannose
Cellular component (GO): cytosol
Molecular function (GO): D-ribitol-5-phosphate cytidylyltransferase activity
Source: RefSeq, a predicted model, not a curated record
CACUUACGGUGUUUUAGAUGAAUACGUCUAUUAACGGUGUCUACUAACGCCACGGUGAGGACCACCACCACGGAUUCAGUCCCAUCUAAAGCCGUGGUCCUGAAGUCUAUAUCCAUUUCAGAGCGCUAUAUUGUUUUUUCUUUGACCUAAAGCGGUUACUGAAUCCUCACUAAAGCGCCGACAGAAGCUCUGUCUGUGGUGUUUACACCACUACUGCGCCUCUGCUGCUUCGCUACACACGCUAAAGCUAAGCAAGCCUGGGCUAUCGGCACAGCGCUGAUCCGGGGUCGGUUAUAUUAGUCCCGGACACCACGACGCUCUUCCAGGCGUAUGGGCUCGGGGAAUGACGUUAGCCUUGAGGCGGAUAAACCAUAGGAGACACGUUGGAAGAAAGGAAGAAAUGCAAGGCGAGAAAACUACAUCCGACAGGCCUAAUGAUCCUGGGCAUCUCCUACACACCGGAGCGAGGCACAGCGACGAGAAGAUGGGGCAAAGCGUGGUGGAUUUUCCGGUAGCGGUAGUCCUGCCGGCCGGCGGCUGUGGGGAAAGGACGGGGCUGGGCACACCAAAACAGUUCUGCUCCCUGCUGAGGAGACCGCUCAUCAGCUACACCAUCGACACCUUCCACAGAGUCUCAUGGAUUGAAACUAUUGUAGUUGUGGUUGCUAAGGAGAGCCUUGACCUGAUGCUACACAUCGCUCAGAAGUUCCAUCACACCAAAGUGAUAGUGGUUGAAGGAGGAAGCACGAGACACAGGUCCAUCUUCAAGGGCCUGCAAGCCUUCUGCGCGAGAGCGGGGGCUCCGCCACUCCCCAGACCCGAGGUGGUGAUUAUCCAUGAUGCUGUGCGGCCUUUCGUGGAGGAAGAACUUCUUCUCCAGCUCACACUGGCAGCAAGAGAGCAGGGGGCUUCUGGAGCCACCCGCCCUCUGGUGUCCACGGUGAUCGCUGCAACCUCCGAAGGCUACCUGGACCAUUCUCUGGAGCGAGCAAAAUACAGAGCCAGCGAGAUGCCCCAGGGUUUCCUUUAUGACAUCAUCUAUCAGGCCUACCAACGGUGUAGCGAGUUUGACUUUGAGUUCGGUACGGAGUGUCUCCACCUGGCCCUGCGGUACUCAGGCACCAAUGCCAGGCUCCUGAACGGACCACCAACUCUGUGGAAAGUGACGUACAAACGGGAUUUGGCUGCAGCAGAGUCCAUUAUCAAAGACACCCUCUCCAUGUCAGCGUGCAUCAUCUCAGGAGCUUUGGGAGAGACUGCUGAGCUAGCCAGCAGACUCCAGGAAAACCUGGCAGCCCACAGCAUGACUGUGGAUGUCUUCCCCUGUGUAAAAGGAAAAAACGAGUUACUAAUGAAGACCAGGAACUUCAUCCAGAUAUCUGAAACUGCGGCAAGUUUAUGUGAAACUAGGGAGAUGGUGAAGAUUUUUGAGGAGGCAAGCCAUGCUCUGUUGUACCCCGUGGUUAUCGUGUGGGUUCAUUUAUCCAUGUCGGAGGAGCCGUGUCCCACAGAGAAGGGUGCGGAGCUGACUACCAUCAUGGACAUCUCCACCACUUUCAGGAAGACCAAUAUUUUACUCUAUGGUAUUCAGGUCAUUCACUCAAAGGUCCCUGAGCUAUGGGAGAGGUCUGUAGAAAGACUGUCACAAAUCACAGCAGCUCUCGUCAGAGACAGAAAUCCUGCUCUUACCGGCCAACUGCUUCAAGCCUGAGAUUGAGAAACACCCGCAAACACAAACCCACAACCUGAGCCAGAACAGAAACCUGCAGCGCUCUCAGAACACGUGUUGACGCUCCAGAAAAUUAUUAAAUAAAAAAAAAAUGACAGUCAUUUUUAUGCGGACAUUUGGAGUUUGUCUAAUUUUGCAGUACCUUUGGUGGCUAGAAUUUAAACAAUGAAUAACGUAUGUCAUCAUUUAUAAUGCAGGUCUAAGAUACAUUUCAUGAUUUGUGUAUUAUUUUACCUGUGUUUAUGUAUGCACAGAUGAGUGUCUUGCAGUGUGAGUACUGCAUGCAGACGUUCUUGUGUUUUGUAAGGAAACACUGACCUCUUGUGAAACAACCUUAGAGGUUUAUUCCUCUUUGGCACCCAGACUCCGGCCACUAGGGGCAGUAUGUGCACGUCUCUUUCAAAGGCAUCUGGAGCAUGUCUUCAAAACAACUCACAAGGCCUCUUAAGGCAGUAGGAUGUUAAAAAAAGAAAUAAAUAAAUAAAAACCCACAAAACACA